UCCCUUAAUGCUUUGCGGGCUGGGGGAGUGCUGUGGUGGUGAAAGGAAGUCGCUUGAGGAAAAUGGCGGCGGUUCUGGAGUGAGUCGCUUGCGACGUCGGAGAGCAUUUACAGUUUAGGAAUAAUCACGGAUUGUUGCUGGGAUGCCAAGGUCCUGGGAUUCUUGAGGAAAUGGUGCUUCUGAUGGUUCAGUUGACUUCACUGGAAGAGCGCAAGAUGGCUGGGGAAACUGUUGAAAAAAGAGAGCGAGAUUCUUCACCGGUGAAAGAAGAGCGGAGACGCUCACGUUCAGCAGACCGGGAACGUGACCGAGAGCGUGAUAGGAAAAGCUCCCCCAGUGCGAAGGACAGAAAACGGCAUCGCUCCCGUGAAAGGAGGAGAGGCAGUCGGUCAAGAUCCCGAUCUAGGUCAAAGUCAGCUGAGAGAGAACGACGGUAUAAGGAGAGGGAGCGUGACAAAGAGCGGGAGCGCAGCAAGAAGGACCGGGAUCGUGAGAAAGAUGGACACCGAAGGGACAAGGACCGUAAACGAUCCAGGAGCACAUCUCCAGGUCGGAACAAAGACUCUAAAUCCAGGAAGGACAGAGACUCUCGCAGAGAUGAAGAGGAUGAAUCAUUGUCCAAGAAGGAAAAGGCCCAGCCACUUUCUUUGGAGGAACUCCUAGCCAAAAAGAAAGCUGAAGAAGAGGCUGAAGCCAAGCCCAAGUUUCUUUCCAAGGCAGAACGAGAGGCUGAGGCCUUAAAGCGCCGGCAGCAGGAAGUUGAGGAGAGACAGCGGCUGCUGGAAGAUGAGAGGAAAAAGAGAAAGCAGUUCCAAGAGAUGGGGAGGAAGAUGCUGGAGGAUCCUCAAGAGAGGGAGAGGCGUGAGCGGCGUGAGCGCAUGGAGCGAGAAACCAAUGGCAAUGAAGAUGAGGAAGGCCGGCAGAAAAUUCGAGAGGAGAAAGACAAGAGCAAGGAACUGCAUGCCAUUAAGGAGCGGUACUUGGGUGGUGUCAAAAAGCGGAGGCGCACUCGGCAUCUGAAUGACCGCAAAUUUGUCUUUGAAUGGGAUGCAUCAGAAGACACUUCCAUUGACUACAAUCCCCUGUACAAGGAACGACAUCAGGUUCAGCUUUUGGGACGUGGCUUUAUUGCUGGUAUUGACUUGAAACAGCAGAAGAGGGAGCAGUCUCGUUUCUAUGGAGACUUGAUGGAAAAACGGCGCACAUUAGAGGAGAAGGAGCAAGAGGAGGCACGCCUGCGGAAGCUGCGUAAAAAGGAAGCCAAGCAGCGCUGGGAUGAUAGGCACUGGUCUCAAAAGAAACUGGAUGAGAUGACAGACAGGGAUUGGCGUAUCUUCCGAGAGGAUUACAGCAUCACCACCAAGGGAGGCAAAAUCCCCAACCCUAUUCGUUCCUGGAAAGACUCCUCCCUGCCUCCUCACAUCUUGGAAGUUAUUGACAAGUGUGGCUACAAGGAACCUACACCUAUCCAGCGUCAAGCCAUCCCUAUUGGUCUGCAGAACCGUGACAUUAUUGGUGUGGCAGAAACUGGCAGUGGUAAAACUGCUGCCUUCCUUAUCCCACUGCUGGUGUGGAUCACCACCUUGCCCAAGAUUGACAGGAUUGAAGAGUCUGACCAAGGCCCCUAUGCUAUCAUUCUGGCCCCUACCCGUGAGUUGGCCCAGCAGAUUGAGGAAGAGACCAUUAAGUUUGGAAAGCCCUUGGGCAUUCGCACAGUGGCUGUUAUUGGUGGUAUUUCCCGUGAGGACCAGGGCUUCCGCCUGCGCAUGGGUUGUGAGAUUGUGAUUGCUACCCCUGGACGUUUAAUUGAUGUUUUGGAGAACCGUUACCUAGUGCUGAGUCGCUGCACAUAUGUGGUAUUGGAUGAGGCUGAUCGCAUGAUUGACAUGGGCUUUGAGCCUGAUGUACAGAAGAUUCUGGAGCACAUGCCUGUCACUAACCAGAAACCAGAUACUGAUGAGGCUGAGGACCCUGAUAAAAUGAUGGCCAACUUUGAGUCGGGCAAGCACAAAUACCGACAGACGGUGAUGUUCACAGCCACUAUGCCACCUGCUGUGGAGCGUCUGGCCCGUAGCUAUCUGCGCCGGCCAGCUGUAGUUUACAUUGGUUCAGCUGGCAAGCCCCAUGAGCGUGUUGAGCAGAAGGUCUUCCUCAUGUCUGAGUCAGAGAAGAGAAAGAAACUGUUGGCUAUUUUGGAGCAGGGCUUUGAUCCACCAAUUAUUAUCUUCGUCAACCAGAAAAAAGGCUGUGAUGUGCUGGCGAAAUCCCUGGAGAAGAUGGGGUAUAAUGCCUGCACUCUUCAUGGUGGCAAAGGACAGGAACAGCGAGAAUUUGCACUCUCUAACUUGAAGGCUGGUGCCAAGGACAUUCUGGUAGCUACAGAUGUCGCUGGACGCGGUAUUGAUAUCCAGGAUGUCUCCAUGGUGGUAAACUACGAUAUGGCAAAGAAUAUAGAAGAUUACAUCCACCGCAUUGGCCGAACUGGACGAGCGGGCAAAAGUGGUGUGGCCAUUUCUUUUGUCACCAAAGAGGACUCUGCUGUCUUCUAUGACCUUAAGCAGGCUAUCCUUGAGAGUCCAGUGUCAUCAUGCCCACCAGAGCUGGCCAACCACCCUGAUGCCCAACACAAGCCAGGAACGAUCCUUACUAAGAAGCGUCGAGAAGAGACUAUCUUUGCCUGAGUCCCAUGGAGGAGCUGCUUAAAGACACCCCUCUGACUGGCCAGCGGCCUCCCUCUUUCCUUGCCUGGUGCCCAGCCAAGACUUGGGAGAGUGAAGAACCUUCAGGUGUGAGGUGGCUCCCCCAGUCACAGGCACUUAGUCCUUAAAGAAGGCAGUGCGUUUUUCUUUCCUUUUUUCCCAUUCAAAUGUAGAUGCACCUCCUCUUUCUGUUGAUAUUGAGCCCCUUCACAGAAUUUAGGACCAAACAAUGGAGACUUCAGUCCAAAGCAGAUAAACAAUCAUAUUGGGAAUCCUGAUCUAGAGAAAUCUCCAAAUUUUGUUUUUAUUGGAGCCAGUGUUUGUUCAUCACCAGAGAAAACUAUUUAUGCUUUUGUUGAGAGGCUGGGCUAGGCUAGGCUAAGUGGACCAGCUUUAUUGAUUUAUGAUGCCGGGUGGGUUAAAUUCCCUUUUACCAUGGUUUUAGAAGUUUCAUCUUUGAUGUGUGUCCCUCAUCCUUUACUCCAUGAUCAGGCAAGAAUGGGGCAUGGCCAUCUGCAGUUGGAGUGCUGCAGUCUUGGUGGAUGAUGUACAGAAAGACUGAUCUUAUUUUCAGUGAUUUUUUUUUUUUUGUGCUACUAUAAAUCCAUGUGAAAUGUU
Sceloporus undulatus (fence lizard) is the source of this 3317-nucleotide messenger RNA. RefSeq names its product DEAD-box helicase 23 (gene DDX23). The record is from RefSeq and is a predicted model, not a curated record. Gene Ontology annotation, biological process: mRNA splicing, via spliceosome. The transcript is spliced from 18 exons. Bases 171 to 2681 code for a protein of 836 amino acids. Gene Ontology annotation, molecular function: ATP binding; RNA binding; RNA helicase activity. Gene Ontology annotation, cellular component: catalytic step 2 spliceosome. Lineage: Eukaryota; Metazoa; Chordata; Lepidosauria; Squamata; Phrynosomatidae.